Molecule: messenger RNA, 911 nt
Organism: Penaeus monodon (black tiger shrimp)
Lineage: Eukaryota; Metazoa; Arthropoda; Malacostraca; Decapoda; Penaeidae
Product: C-type lectin domain family 4 member F-like
Exons: 5
Coding region: 277-771 (164 amino acids)
Source: RefSeq, a predicted model, not a curated record
ACUCACACUCCGGACAUCGCCAACCUGCCUCACCCCCCCAAAAAAAAAAUUACCUCUCCACUUCCUUUCCUCUAGUAACGGAAUUUCAAAUUAGUGCGCCCACCACAUUCCAGAAUAAAAAAAAGAAAAAAAAAAAAAGAAAAAAAAAAAAAGGAAUCAUUGUAAAAGAUUAGUCUCGAAGCAGCCACACAGCCUUGGGAGAGACAGGUGUUCGUUAUAUAAAGCGAAAGUUCUCCCCGUGGCCAAGCAGACUUCUCAUCGACAGCUUUGGACGAGAUGAAGGCACUGCUGUUUCUCUGCGUGGUAGCUGCGGCAACGAGCCAGCACUAUGGACUGGUGGACUUGAGGUAUGGAGGCAGUGAAUACCACUUCUCCUGGCGCCACGACGGAGGCCGGAAGUACCCGUGGGGCGCCGCUAACAGUUAUUGCUCCAACCUCGGCUACGGGUGGCAGGGCGUCAGCAUCGAGAGCUAUCAGGAAGACAAGCUCAUCUCCAGCAUCAUCGGGCAAGACCAAGUGAAGUACAUCUGGACAGGAGGAUAUCGCAGCGGCUACCAGUGGUCUUGGCCGUCCGGUCUCCCCUUCUACGGACUCAAUUGGUCCCACACUGGAGGCAACGGGUACCCUCAGCCCGACAACCGCGAGGACGGCCGCGAGUUCUGCCUGGCGGUCCUCAACAACUUCUACAACGACGGCAUCCGCUGGCACGACGUCGCCUGCUACCACGAGAAGCCCAUCGUGUGCGAACGGCGCGUCGGCUUCUACGGCUGAGGCAGCUGGCGACACCUGGCAGCUCCGAUCAAAUCAAAAUGAAUCAACCGCAAACAAUGGAUUGAAUAACAUAACUGUACAGGAUGUGAUUAUACAUAUAUGAAUAUUGUUAAUACAUAUACAAUAAAUUCCACCCUAAA